Hipposideros armiger (great roundleaf bat) is the source of this 4402-nucleotide messenger RNA. It is a transcript of the gene PIGZ, whose product is annotated as phosphatidylinositol glycan anchor biosynthesis class Z (Gwada blood group). Gene Ontology annotation, cellular component: endoplasmic reticulum membrane. NCBI's taxonomy places the organism in Eukaryota, Metazoa, Chordata, Mammalia, Chiroptera, Hipposideridae. The record is from RefSeq and is a predicted model, not a curated record. The transcript is spliced from 3 exons. Gene Ontology annotation, biological process: GPI anchor biosynthetic process. Gene Ontology annotation, molecular function: alpha-1,2-mannosyltransferase activity. Bases 1251 to 2924 code for a protein of 557 amino acids.
GAUCUCAAAUGCUACAGAGACUAACAGUUUUGCAGCUUCUUUUAUGCAUUUGAAAUUAAAGAGGGAACAUAAGGAAAGAUUACAUGAAGUUGGGAAAAAGCAAGGCGGGGAUUGGGUUAAAGGAUGGUUAACAAGGUUAUGUGCUCUCCUGAGGGUGGUUACACCUUGGAGGGGUAGUCCUUCUGGCAUGUCAAAGGUGUGUUAACCUAGAUGCACAAAAACAAUGGACAGGGCUUGCUUAAAAACCUUUCACUAAAGAAGUCAUAGGCCUGGGGCAUGACUACCCACUAUGACCUCCUCAGUUAGGAAUUUAUGAGUUAUUACAGCACCCCUUUUUUAGUCUACAGUAUCAAGAGGCUCAUUGUCAACAUCUGCUAGAUUUCUGUCCUGUUGCUUCACUUUGUCUUGUCUUUUCUGUUAUGAAAUGAUAUCCCACCUGAGGACAAUAGUUAUUUAAGGUCAUACUUUAAAAUAUCAAAGUCAGGAAGUCAGGAAACGGUCACCAUAUGCAUUUCUGGAGAAAUGACAAACUCGUCAAACUUGUUUUUCUAUUCUGCAGUGAGCUCAGAUUCUGCUAAUCUUUGAGUUGAGGAAGUGAAAAUCUCUAUCAAUGGAGUUAACGGAUGUGUCAGUCCAUUUGGGCUGAAUGGCUUCUAAACAACAAAAAUGUAUUUCCCCACAGUUCUGGAGGCUGGGAAGUCCAAGAUCAAGGUGCCAGCAUGGUGAGGUCUCUCUUCCUUGUUCAUAGCCAGGGCCUUCCCGCUGUGUCUUCACAUGGUGGAAGGGGCAAGGGAGCACUUUGAAGCCUCUACCCUCCCUCAUGACCUAAGCACCUCCAAAAGGCCUGACCUCCUGAUACCAUCAUGUCAGGCAUUAGGAUUUCAACACAUGAAUGUGAGGUGGGAGACACAAACAUUCAGACUCUAGCAGUAAGUUCCCAUCACCUUCCAAAAGGUGGGUUCCAGGGUGUGUGAAAGUUGGAGGGAGUGACUGGAAACAAUGGGGUCAAAUGUAUUCAUUUUUGCAGGGAUAGGGAUGCAAUCCAUCGAGGUUCCCAAGUUUUUAGAAGUACAAGAGACAGGCUGCCACGCUUGGAGCUGUGAACAGGAUUGGGACUGUGAGACCCAGAUUUGGAGGGUACCCUAAUCCUACUUCAGGCGCAGAUCUGUGGAUCCAGAACAGUAUCUGUAGCAGCUGAGAAGUCAUUUUAGGCUCCUGGCCCAGUGUCUUGGCAGCAAUUUGAUCUGAAGAUGGCAUCCAGGGUGUUGUGGGGUAGCCUCAGCCUGCUCCGCCUGGUGUGGUGUCUCCUUCCACAGACAGGCUACGUGCACCCAGAUGAGUUCUUCCAGUCACCUGAGGUCAUGGCAGAGGACAUCCUGGGCGUGGAGGCCGCACGGCCCUGGGAGUUUCAACCCAGCAGUUCCUGCCGCACAGUGGUCUUCCCACUGCUGACCUCUGGCUCUGCCUUCUGGCUGCUCAGGCUCUGGGAAGAGUGGGGGCCAUGGCCUGGCCUGGUGAGUGGCUACGUGCUGCUGGUGGGACCCCGGCUCCUCCUUACUGCCCUCUCCUUUGCCCUGGACGUGGCUGUGUACCACCUGGCCCCACUGUGGGGGGCAGAGCGCUGGAACGCCCUGGUCCUGCUGUCUGGUUCCUAUGUUACCUUGGUCUUCUACACAAGGACCUUCUCCAAUGCCAUCGAGGGACUGCUCUUCGCAUGGCUGCUGGCACUGGUAUCCCAUCGUGUAGCUUGGAGCCCCUCACCCAAGAAGCCUGCUCCAGGCCCGUGGUGGCAUAGCUGGCUUCUUGGGGGCAUCGUGGCUGCUGGCUUCUUCAACCGGCCCACCUUUCUGGCCUUUGCUCUGGUCCCCCUCUUCCUCUGGGGGAUUUGUGGAGCCACAAACCCUGGCUUUAAGUCACUGACCAAGGAAGCCCUGGGACUGCUCCCAGGGGCAACCCUCAUAGCAGUGGUGUUUGUGACUGUGGACAGCUGGUAUUUCUCCAGUCCAUCUAGAUCCAGUACCCUUGUCCUUACACCUGCCAACUUCUUGCACUACAACCUAGAUCCUCAGAACUUGGCGAGGCAUGGCACGCAUCUGCGGCUCACUCACCUGGCAGUCAAUGGCUUCCUGCUCUUCGGGAUACUGCAUGCCCAGGCCCUGCAGGCUGCGUGGCAACAGCUGCAAGCCUGCCUCCGGGCUUGUGCACAAACGGGCUUCCCAAAGGUGCUGGAUGCCCGGAGCCUGCUGUCCAGCCCCAGGCCGCACCUCCUGCUCCUCUACUUCAUACCCCUAGCCCUACUGUCUGCCUUUAGCCACCAGGAGGCUCGGUUCCUGAUCCCUCUUCUGGUCCCCCUUGUCCUGCUUUGUAGUCCACAGACCCAACCUGUACCCUGCAAAGGCACCCUGGUCCUCUUCAAUGCCCUGGGGGCCUUCUUCUUCGGCUGUCUGCACCAGGGGGGGCUAGUGCCUGGCCUGGAGCACCUGGAGCGGGUGGUUCAUACACCUGUGCUUCCAAGUGUACCUACCCACUACACACUGCUCUUCACCCACACCUACAUGCCCCCCCGGCACCUCCUACACCUGUCAGGCCUGGGGUCACACGUGGAGGUGGUGGACAUGAGUGGGGCUGAAGACCGGGUCCUGUGUCAAGCCCUGAACAAUUUCACCAGACAACCAGCCUGCCAGGUGGCCACUAGGUCGUGGCUCUGCCGCCUUUUUGUGGUGACCCCUGGCACCACCAGACCUGCCACAGAGAAAUGCCGCUUCCCUCUCAAGAGUGAGACACUCAUGUUUCCCCACUUGACUCUGGAGGACCCACCAGCCUUGUCCUCCCUGCUGAGUGGGGCCUGGAGAGACCAUCUCAGCCUUCACAUCCUGGAGCUGGGGGAGAAGUCUGACAAUAUGACAGAAAAGCCACUGCCAUAGGGGAACGCACCACCCCACAUUCUAUGUGGGUAGCUGAGCUGGAACAGAGCCUUGAUUCUCUUCAUUUCCCUUCCAGAAUUUUCACCACUGACUCUCCUGUACACAGCCUUUGGCUGCUCUACCCUCUGGGUAAUCUGGAAUCCUUUUCCCCGCAAAGACCAAAUAUCUCACCAGUCACAGACCUGAUGCCAAGGUCCCAAAAGAACCUGGCGUAACCAAUGGUGCCUAAUGUCAGUUCCUGCCCUAUACCUUCCAGCCAUGGUGAUGUUUUAAAUAAAUGAUAGUAUCUGGCUGUGAAGAGACAACAGUCUGCUAAUGACAUUCCUGAAUGACCUCCUCCAAACCUUCUAGAUGCCUUAUCUCUUGCUAUCAUGACAAGCCUUUGGCUUCCUCGAUACCUGAAGGAGGCAGUAUGGUGAUGUAGAGAAAGUAGGAAGCUCAGAUUCAGGGGACCUGAGUUCUAGUUCCUGGUCAGCCACCCACUGGUUGUGUAACCUUAAGAAAGCCCCUUCCCCUCACCCAGCCUCAGUUUCCCAACCUGUACAAUGGAUCAGAGAAUCUCUGAGGUGUCUUCCAGCUAACACUGUCAUUCCUGGGUCUGCAGCACAUGUCCCUGGCUAGAUAGGCACAUCUCUCCCAAAGCUCUUUAAGCAUAGGAGUGGGUGUGGUGCUGUAUUUAGUUGCACUUUGGUGCCUACUAUCUCAGUAUUCAGUUAUUACCAAAACAAGUAGUUCUGGAAUUUUUCUCCCCACUUCUUCCUCCUGUCCCUGAGAGAGGUGGUGGGACAUUUUGGCAUCUCACUCUUUAAGGAUUAUUCUCCCAGAUUAGGGACCCCAGAUGUUUUCCCUCCUCAGCCUGCCCCAGAGGGAGUAGAAAACACACAGUGUUCAGUCAAUAUCUGGCAACACUUGCAGACAACCUGGUGCUCCAGAGGCUUUUCUUCUUAAAUGUGGUCUCGAACCUCUCUAAGCUCGAAGCCCCUGUCUGAAACCUCUCUUCACAUGAUAGAGAGCAAAUCCUAUGCCACACCAACACCUGCUGCUUUGGUAGAAGCCAUCACACCCGUGAGCAUGUUGCUCCCCACAACAUAGUGUACCCCCUACCCAGUAACUGGAACCAUACGGAGCUGUGGCAUGAGGAGCUGUGGCACUAUGCCUGUCCUCAUUCUCCUUCCUCACACCUCUGCCAUCUCAUGAGAACAAGAGGCACCCAGGCCAGAGAGAUCAGUGAGCAGGAGCUCAGCAGGAGACCAAACCUAUACAAAUGGCCAAACCUGAGUCCUUAUCUAAUCCUGCCUUCUGCUGGCGAAAGUCUUGGGUCAUUUUAAAGGGACACCCUUUACAGGAUUGCUGCUCUGUGAUUGCUGCUCGGGUUGCAGGCCACAACUUCCUCAUGACUCCAACCCUGAGGAAGAGAGUCAGUGGUGUGCUGGUAAAUGUUUAGCAACUUGUUCUCUAGGACCAAAAAAAAAAAAAAA